Messenger RNA from Pteropus alecto (black flying fox), 2768 nucleotides. RefSeq names its product beta-1,3-N-acetylgalactosaminyltransferase 1 (globoside blood group) (gene B3GALNT1). Gene Ontology annotation, cellular component: membrane. The coding region runs from base 972 to 1967 and encodes 331 amino acids. The transcript is spliced from 6 exons. NCBI's taxonomy places the organism in Eukaryota, Metazoa, Chordata, Mammalia, Chiroptera, Pteropodidae. Gene Ontology annotation, molecular function: N-acetyl-beta-D-glucosaminide beta-(1,3)-galactosyltransferase activity. The record is from RefSeq and is a predicted model, not a curated record.
CCCGGGAGCCGCGGGCAGUGGGGGCGUUGGCCGCGGCGGCGGCGGGAGAGAGGACGGAGACGAUGUUUUGAUGUUCGUGGAUCUCCAUAAGGGCGGAGGCGAACGCUUUCCCAAGAGCAAGGGAAGGGCCCGAGAGCCGAAUUGUGGGAGGGUUCUUCACCGAGAGGGACUGGGAGAAGUAGGACCUAAGGAGGAGAAUGGGCAAAUUAGGCAGGGAGUGGAGGAAGCUCCUAGUGGUACAUAAUUUGUAAAAGGUGAUUUUAACGAGUACGUAUAUACACAAGGCGUUGAAGAAGAAAUCUUAAAGGUGCAAUGGAGCCUCACUUUCCCAAGCAGUGAAAAAUGAUGCCAGCGUUAAGCAACGAGUUGUAUUCCAUAUUCCUUCCCUUCCACUUCUCACUGCUGGACUAGGAGGGAGACUUGCAGGGCAGAUAUGGUUUUCUUUCCUCUGAAUUUUGCACAAGUGCCAGUGUAAUUUAGGAGGUGACUGCUUUGUCAGUAAGAGCUACUACCAAGGAACAAAUUACCAAACCAUGUGGGUUUUUUUUUUCUUUUUUCAGAGGUAAAAGAUUUGAAUUCACAGCCUUCAACUGGGAACAGUUCCCAGCAAAUCUGUUUUAAUUAAAGAUGAAAUACAGAAAACAAAGAACUUCAAGUGCUUUAGAUCUCAUCUGAAAUCCUACAGGGCUAAAUCACCUGUGGAUAAGACGUAGGUGCAGUCUGCGGUUGGACUGGGCAGCGGGGUGGCCGUCGCUGGAUGCCAUUGUUGCAGGAAGUGACAACCAACAGAAGAAUUUGGAUGCUCAGACAACUUUAAAUUUCAAGCAUUAUUUUUGACUGCUACUUUCAAUUGGUGAAAACUGAAGGUCUUUCACUCAGAAGAAAUAAAUUAAGAAGAAGGUUUUCCAGGAACUGGCUACGGAAGACUAGUAACAGGAAUCUGAGCCUCACGUGUUUCUGAGCUGCUGUGGAUGGCCCUGGCCCUCUUAACCACCAUUCCAAGUAGCAUGUCACUGAGAUCCCUCAAAUGGAGCCUCCUGCUGCUGUCCAUCCUGAGCUUCCUCGUGAUGUGGUACCUCAGCCUGCCCCACUACAAUGUGAUAGAGCGCGUGAACUGGAUGUACUUCUAUGAGUACGAGCCAAUUUACAGACAAGACUUUCGCUUCACGCUUCGAGAGCAUUCAAACUGCUCUCAUCAAAAACCAUUUCUAGUCAUCCUGGUGACCUCACACCCUUCAGAUGUGAAAGCCAGACAGGCCAUUAGAGUUACUUGGGGUGAAAAAAAGUCUUGGUGGGGCUAUGAGGUUCUUACAUUUUUCUUAUUAGGCCAGCAAGCUGAAAAAGAAGACAAAGUGUUAGCAUUGUCCUUAGAGGAUGAACACCUUCUUUAUGGUGACAUAAUACGACAAGAUUUUUUAGACACAUAUAAUAACCUGACCUUGAAAACAAUUAUGGCAUUCAGGUGGGUAAGUGAGUUUUGCCCCAAUGCUAAGUACAUCAUGAAGACAGACACUGAUGUUUUCAUCAAUACUGGCAAUUUAGUGAAGUAUCUUUUAAAUUUAAACCAGUCCGAGAAAUUUUUCACAGGUUAUCCUCUAAUUGAUAAUUAUUCUUAUAGAGGAUUUUACCAAAAAACCCAUAUUUCAUACCAGGAGUAUCCCUUCCGGGUGUUUCCUCCCUACUGCAGUGGGUUGGGUUACAUCAUGUCCAGAGAUUUGGUGCCCAAAAUCUAUGAAAUGAUGAGUCAUGUAAAACCUAUCAAGUUUGAAGAUGUCUAUGUUGGGAUCUGUUUGAAUUUAUUAAAAGUGGACAUUCAUAUUCCAGAAGACACAAACCUUUUCUUUUUAUAUAGGAUCCAUUUGGAUGUCUGUCAGCUCAGACGUGUGAUUGCAGCCCAUGGCUUUUCUUCCAAGGAAAUUAUUACAUUUUGGCAGGUUAUGCUCAGGAAUACCACAUGCCAUUAUUAAUUUGACAUUCUACCACAAACCUAGAAAAGAACAGGAUACUUUAUGUAAAGUAUUAGAGUUGGUACUGAAAGUCCUCUAGUGGGAAACUCACAGGAAGGACACUGUGCUGGCGUAUACUGAACUGAAACUCAUGAAGAACCCGUAGACUAGAGACUGCAGGGUACACUUGUGAUAUAUUUUGACAGAAAUCAAAUCAGGCCCUUUAAAGGUGAUAUUCAGAGGAAUUAAACGUGAAUUUGAAGAGUUUCGUUAAUAAUAGGACCAAACAAUUUGAACAUGUCAUUUUAUAGACUAGAACUUCUUGAAAGAGUUUCAUUGAAUUAUAAGCUCAUUAAUCUGUAACAACAAAACUACGUGGAGCUCUAUUUAUUGAACAAUCUAGUCAGUUAAGGGUUUUAUGUAUCUUAACAUGGAUUACCAAUUUUUAAAAAUAUAGAGUUAUGUGUAAAAAAACUUAACGAGUUAUACCAAACAAAAUUUCAUCGGUUUUUGGUCAUUCAGAAGAUAUUUCAAGAUGUUACAGUAUUUCACAGUUAUCAAUUAUUAUUUAAUAUUGCUUAGAACUUUCUGGGUGUUUAAAUGUUAUGGUUGUUUCAAUAUUGUAUAAACAGAAUAGCAAAGCACCUUUUACAUUUGAACUUGUUUUCAGUUACUUCACUGAUAAUUAUCGAUAACAUAAAGUCAUGGGUCAUUAUUGUGUAUCAGUAAUCUCUUUGACUUUGAUAAAUAUUUUACCGUGGUAAUAUAAAGAAGAAUUAAAGGAAUAAGAUCUGAAUUAUCGUCUUGUUUUUAAAAAUAUAA